Molecule: messenger RNA, 774 nt
Organism: Emericellopsis atlantica
Lineage: Eukaryota; Fungi; Ascomycota; Sordariomycetes; Hypocreales; Bionectriaceae
Exons: 1
Coding region: 1-774 (257 amino acids)
Source: RefSeq, a predicted model, not a curated record
AUGGGUGCCAAAAUGCCCUCAGAUCGACGUGCGAUCUCUACAAAGAUCAACCGACACAUGUGGGCCAAGUUGGCCUCCGCAACCCGCAGCAGCAGCUACAUUGAUAGCGCCAAUAUUGCCGCUUUUGCUCUCAUGGAACAUGUCUGGUCAGUGCUGUAUGGCCGCAUUCUCGGACAUCUUCCAGAGUAUGGCAGCCGCCCGCCAAACCUUGUUGACGUGACGGCGCACGCGACGCGCCUGUCUCAGCUGGUCGCCGGAACCCUGUGUGUCUUUUACAAAGAUUGCUCCCCAACCGUCUAUAGGUCGCUUGCGGCCAAGCUAGAACAGAUGUUCCUCUGCGCGUACCAUCUUCGGUCGAUGCUGGUGGCCCAGCGGAACUACAAGUUCAAAGUGUUCAGUCCCCACAAGGACGUCUCUCGGCGUGUUCUGUUCAGUGCUCUGCAGUCCACGGCUCAUUUACACCACACGCGCAAUCCGCAAUGGCUCAAUGGCAGCAAUGACAUCAGAGGAGAGUUUGUGCUUUUCGGGGGCCUCCAUCGGCUACACGGACAAAAAUAUUGUCAGGCAUCUGCCAAGGUUCUUGAGAUCAAGGCUGUUGUGACUGGCGUUCGCACUGAUGAGUAUCAAGGCCGGCCUUGGUACAAGUUGGACGAACAUGCCCUCGGCGCCAGAAUCAAGGGCCUGGAAGCAUCCGAAGGCUGUGAGGAGUCUCUGCGUGAGCCUGUUAAGAAGUGGCGGCGCAGGAUGUCACAGAAUGUCUCGAAAAUCCAUUAG